AACGCUCCUCCCCUCUAUGUUUGGGUCGUCACCAACCCGGCCCAGUGCGCAGGCGCGGGAAAGUUGAACUAAGAAAAGAAAGUGUAUACAAGUUCAGUGGAGGAGGUGGCGGCGGCGGGGCCCGGGACCAGGUGCCCCCAUGGCAGGCUCGGAAGAACUGGGGCUCCGAGAGGACACGCUGAGGGUCCUAGCUGCCUUCCUAAGUAGGGGUGAGGCUGCGGGGUCUCCCAUUCCGACCCCACCCAGGAGCCCUGCCCAAGAGGAGCCAACAGACUUCCUGAGCCGCCUUCGAAGAUGUCUUCCCUGCUCCCUGGGGCGAGGAGCAGUUCCCCCUGAGUCCCCUCGGCCUUGCUCCCUGCCCCUCCGGCCAUGCUAUGGUUCAGAGCCUGGCCCAGCUACUCCAGAUUUCUAUGCCCUGGUGGCCCAGCGGCUGGAACAGCUGGUCCAAGAGCAACUGAAAUCCCCACCUAGCCCAGAAUUACAGGGUCACGUACCCACAGAGAAGGAAGCCCUGCUGCGAAAGCUGGUGGCCUUGCUGGAGGAAGAGGCAGAAGUCAUCAACCAGAAGCUGGCCUCAGACCCCGCCCUGCGGCGCAAGCUGGCCCGCCUCUCCGCUGGUUCCUUCAGCCGCCUAGUGGAGCUCUUCUCUAGCCGGGAGGGCAACCCUCGCCCAAGCCAAGCACGCCCCUCGCUGCCGUGCCCCGGGCCCCCACCGCCUUCCCCGGAGCCUCUGGCCCGCCUGGCCCUGGCCAUGGAGCUGAGCCGGCGCGUGGCCAGGCUGGGGGGCACCCUGGCCGGUCUCAGCGUAGAGCACGUGCACAGCUUUGCGCCCUGGAUCCAGGCCCACGGGGGCUGGGGGGGCAUCCUGGCAGUUUCACCUGUGGACUUGAACUUACCCCUGGACUGAGCCUUUCCUCAGAAGCUGCUACAAGAUUGGACCUCAUGUCCCUGCACUCUUUUUCCAAGCCUUCCUAUUCCACUCAGGGCUGUGGGGUGGUGCCCACCCUCUCUGUUUUUGCCAAAAAAAAAAAGUUUAAAAUGUUUUGACAUUAAAAACUUUUUAAAGUA
This is a messenger RNA of Orcinus orca (killer whale), 1068 nucleotides long. RefSeq names its product BCL2 like 12 (gene BCL2L12). The record is from RefSeq and is a predicted model, not a curated record. Bases 140 to 907 code for a protein of 255 amino acids. The transcript has 7 exons. Gene Ontology annotation, biological process: regulation of apoptotic process. Lineage: Eukaryota; Metazoa; Chordata; Mammalia; Artiodactyla; Delphinidae.